GACGAGAAGUUGCAGUGAAGCGACUAUAUGAUCAUAAUUACAAACGAAUAGAACAGUUUAUGAAUGAAGUAACUAUCCUAACUCGCUUGCGCCAUCGCAAUCUCGUGUCUCUUUAUGGCUGCACUUCCCGCCGUUGCCGAGAACUUUUGCUUGUGUAUGAAUACAUUCCAAAUGGAACUCUUUCGUGUCAUCUUCAUGGUGAGAUAGGCAUUGUAGUUUACUCUUCCAUGGCCGAUAAGAAUCAAGAUAGCCAUAGAACUGCAUCUGCAUUAGCAUAUCUUCAUGCUUGUGACACCAUUCAUCGAGACGUCAAAACCAACAACAUCCUCCUAGAAAAUGAUUGCUGUGUUAAGGUUGCUGAUUUUGGGCUUUCAAGGUUGUUUCCCAAUGAUGUCACCCAUGUUUCUACUGCCCCACAAGGGACACCUGGCUAUGUUGACCCGGAAUAUUACCAUUGUUAUCAACUUACCAACAAAAGUGAUGUGUACAGCUUUGGGGUUGUGCUUAUUGAACUGAUAUCAUCUCUGCCUGCAGUGGAUAUCACAAGGGGUAAAGAUGAGAUAAACUUGGCAGAUCUAGCUAUGAAUAAGAUACAGAACAGUGCAUUUAAAGAGCUAGUUGAUCCUUGUCUUGGUUUUGAGUCAGAUAGUGAGGUUAGGAGGAUGAUAGUUUCAGUUGCAGAGUUGGCUUUUCAGUGUUUACAAAGGGACAAGGAAUUGAGACCUUCCAUGGAUGAGGUUUUGCAGAUACUAAGGAGAAUAGAGAGUGGAGAGGAGGAAGACAAUCAUGUAGAAGAAGUGGAAAUCCAUGGCGGCGUCAAUGGCAUUUCAUGCAGUGGCCCAAUAUUUCCAUCAUCACCACCUUCGCCAGAUUCCGAUGAAUCUAUAUUGUUAAAAACUACAAAGUCACUGCCUCCGGCAACCAAAGCUCGCCACUCAUAAAUGUUAUCAGUACUUAGUUAAUGGCUUGUAUUUAUUUCUUAAUAUAUGAUCAUAUACACCAAAGCAUGCUUAUGGCGAGGCCGGCAGAUGUAAACAUUUUAAACUUUAGAGUACGUUUUGUUUGUAAAAAUAGUUUCAGUCUUUUGUAUUACUAUAAGAUUAGGAGCUGUACUGUGAUAAAUACUGCAAUUUGUUGAAGUUUUAUAUUUUAUAUUUAGAUAAUAGUGUAACUAAUUCGAAUUGAGUGGAAGGAAUACGUACAUGAAUUUAA
Neltuma alba is the source of this 1212-nucleotide messenger RNA. RefSeq names its product LEAF RUST 10 DISEASE-RESISTANCE LOCUS RECEPTOR-LIKE PROTEIN KINASE-like 1.1. Lineage: Eukaryota; Viridiplantae; Streptophyta; Magnoliopsida; Fabales; Fabaceae. The transcript is spliced from 2 exons. Gene Ontology annotation, biological process: protein phosphorylation. The coding region runs from base 60 to 941 and encodes 293 amino acids. The record is from RefSeq and is a predicted model, not a curated record. Gene Ontology annotation, molecular function: ATP binding; protein kinase activity.